GAACCAUGGGAAAGGAAAAGACCCACAUUAACAUCGUGGUCAUCGGCCACGUCGACUCUGGAAAGUCAACCACCACCGGCCAUCUGAUCUACAAAUGUGGAGGCAUCGACAAGAGAACCAUCGAGAAGUUUGAGAAGGAAGCCGCUGAGAUGGGCAAGGGAUCCUUCAAGUAUGCCUGGGUGUUGGACAAACUGAAGGCUGAGCGUGAGCGUGGUAUCACCAUCGACAUUGCUCUUUGGAAGUUUGAGACCAGCAAGUACUACAUCACCAUCAUUGAUGCCCCUGGACACAGAGACUUUAUCAAGAACAUGAUCACCGGUACCUCACAGGCUGACUGUGCCGUGCUGAUUGUUGCUGGUGGUGUGGGUGAGUUUGAGGCUGGUAUCUCUAAGAACGGUCAGACCCGCGAACACGCCCUCCUGGCCUUCACCCUGGGAGUGAAGCAGCUUAUCGUUGGAGUCAACAAGAUGGACUCCACCGAACCCCCAUACAGCCAGGCUCGCUUUGAGGAGAUCACCAAAGAAGUCAGCGCUUACAUCAAGAAGAUUGGCUACAACCCUGCUGCCGUUGCUUUCGUCCCCAUUUCUGGCUGGCACGGAGACAACAUGCUGGAGCCCAGCACGAACAUGGGAUGGUUCAAGGGAUGGAAGGUCGAGCGUAAGGAAGGCAAUGCCAGCGGCACUACUCUCCUGGAUGCCCUGGACGCCAUCCUGCCCCCUUCCCGCCCCACUGAAAAGCCUCUUCGCCUUCCUCUGCAGGAUGUGUACAAAAUUGGAGGUAUUGGAACUGUACCUGUGGGCCGUGUCGAGACUGGUGUGCUCAAGCCUGGCAUGGUUGUGACCUUUGCCCCUGUUAACGUGACCACUGAGGUCAAGUCUGUUGAAAUGCACCACGAGUCCCUUCCUGAGGCAACACCUGGUGACAACGUUGGCUUCAAUGUGAAGAACGUGUCUGUGAAGGACAUCCGUCGUGGUAAUGUGGCUGGAGACAGCAAGAACGACCCACCCAUGGAGGCUGGCAGCUUCCUUGCUCAGGUCAUCAUCCUGAACCACCCUGGUCAGAUCUCUCAGGGCUAUGCCCCUGUGCUGGACUGCCACACUGCUCACAUUGCUUGCAAGUUUGCUGAGCUCAAGGAAAAGAUUGAUCGCCGUUCCGGUAAGAAGCUUGAGGACAACCCCAAGAACCUGAAGUCUGGAGAUGCUGCCAUUGUUGAAAUGAUUCCUGGCAAGCCUAUGUGUGUGGAGAGCUUUUCCGCUUAUCCUCCUCUUGGUCGUUUUGCUGUGCGUGACAUGAGGCAGACCGUUGCUGUCGGCGUCAUCAAGAGCGUUGAGAAGAAGGCUGCUGGUGCUGGCAAGGUCACGAAGUCUGCACAGAAGGCUGCCAAGACCAAGUGAACCCUCAUUCCAGCUGUUUUAAAGGUGGUGGGGCCUUGCCCCCCAGUUCCUGGAAUUUCUUUGAACCUGGGCACUCUACUCAAGGACUGGCUAAUGCUGAUUAAAACCCAUCGAAAAAAUUUUCGCAGGAAAGGAUAAUUGUGGCUUCAUUGUUUGAUCAAUAGCAUCUUUCAGUUAAUUUGAUUUGAAUGGUUUAGAUCUGCACCUGUUGCCACAGUUAAAUUUGAAAAGGAAGCUGCUGAGUAACUAAUAAAGGUAUUAAAAAAAUUGCA
Tachysurus fulvidraco (yellow catfish) is the source of this 1666-nucleotide messenger RNA. RefSeq names its product elongation factor 1-alpha. The record is from RefSeq and is a predicted model, not a curated record. Gene Ontology annotation, molecular function: GTP binding; GTPase activity; translation elongation factor activity. Gene Ontology annotation, biological process: translation; translational elongation. The coding region runs from base 6 to 1394 and encodes 462 amino acids. The transcript has 7 exons. NCBI's taxonomy places the organism in Eukaryota, Metazoa, Chordata, Actinopteri, Siluriformes, Bagridae.